AUGGCUCUGCUUUCUGCCCUACCUCUUGAGUUGGGCAUAUUGCCCCUGGGGAGUCUUCUUGUGACGGGUGUCUUAAUCUCAUUCGCUUUGGUGGUGGUAUACCGCCUCACCCUUCACCCACUUGCCUCCUUUCCAGGACCAAAGCUCGCGGCGGCGACAGGUUUAUAUGAGACUUAUUAUGAAGUUUUCAAGGAUGGAGGUGGUAGAUACUGGGUAGAGAUUGAAGAGAUGCACCGAAAAUAUGGACCCAUCGUCAGGAUCAACCCAUGGGAAGUUCAUAUCAAUGAUUCGGAAUGGAACGGUGUAUACAAGUACUCGUCCAAGGCAGCCAAGCCAAGGUGGUAUUACCUUCGCUUCUUUGGAAUGUUCCCAAGCACCAACUCGGCCGAAUCACACGCUCUGCACCAGCAGAGACGGGCACCGCUUAAUGCCUAUUUUGCAUCAACAAACAUUCAGAACUUCCAGUCGCAAGCACAAGGUCAAAUCGAGAAGCUAUGCGACCGGCUCCGGGCUGCUGAUGGCCACGUCGUGAGCCUCUCGGACGCCUUCCGCUGCCUUGCUACGGAUAUUGCCACGGGCUUCUGCUUCGGCAAACCCUUUGGCCACCUGGACGAGCCCACCUUUGAUCAUGAGUUUAACCAAACCGUCCGGACUGUUGUCCGAGCCAGCAUGUGGAGCCGUCACAGUUUCGGUCUAUUCAUCCCACUCAUGCACAGUAUUCCCGAGAGUUUCUCGAUCAAGAUGAACCCUUCGUUCCGCCGCGUCAAGUGGAUGAAAGAGAUGAUGGCUGGCUGUGUCCACCGCUCAAUGCACAAGCCCGAGCCUGCGCCUGGUCAACAAGCAGACAUGGUCCAGACCGUACUUCAGUCUCCGCUUCCACCAGAGGAAAAGACAUUUCUACGUCUUCUCUCCGAGACCCGCAGCGUCAUCAUGGCGGGCACCGAGACCACAGCCAGUGUGCUCGUCUGCAUCACGGCUAGCCUUCUCAAGGAUCCAAGCAUGGUUGCGCGGCUAAAGUAUGAGCUCUUCGAUGCAGAGAUCACUUACGGCGGCCCUGUGCCAUACAAUAGGCUCAAGGAAUUGCCAUUACUGACCGGCGUGGUAAAUGAGGGCUUGAGGCUCGCCAACUCGACGCCGUCACGUCUGCCCCGCGUGUGCGAGAGUCAGGAUUUAAAGUAUGGACAAUGGAUCAUCCCCAAGGGCACCAGCAUCUCCACAACCUGCCAAGACGUUCACAAUGACCCCAAGAUCUUUGAGCAACCCUACAGCUUUAUGCCCGAGCGCUGGGACACGCCCGAGAAGCGGCGCGCGCUCAACAAGUACCUGAUGCCUUGGGGCCGCGGCACCCGGCUGUGUCUGGGCAUGGAGCUUGCCACCAUGGACCUGUUUUGCACCGUGGCGCGCAUCUUCAGCCCCAGCAUCGGGUUCGACAUGACCAUGUCCAACACCACCGAUGAGGACUGGAAGGCGUAUCACGAGUGGUUCGCCUGCUUCCCCAAGGGCAAGGGCCUUGAUGUUGUCAUUUCGCGGCCCGAAAAGGUCUAA
Messenger RNA from Pestalotiopsis fici W106-1, 1545 nucleotides. RefSeq lists its product as uncharacterized. Bases 1 to 1545 code for a protein of 514 amino acids. The record is from RefSeq and is a predicted model, not a curated record. The transcript is spliced from 4 exons. NCBI's taxonomy places the organism in Eukaryota, Fungi, Ascomycota, Sordariomycetes, Amphisphaeriales, Sporocadaceae. Gene Ontology annotation, molecular function: iron ion binding; oxidoreductase activity, acting on paired donors, with incorporation or reduction of molecular oxygen; monooxygenase activity.